GGAAUUCCUUUACAAAAGAAUGAAAAACCUUUACCACAUCAUAUAUUAGAGUCGUUUCAUCAACGUCUCUCUCAGCCGCAGAGUAAGAAAGAAGGUGGAAAAAGUUUUCCUCUUCCUGCAGAGAAGCCUCCCUCACCGCGGCGCUCUUUACAUCCCUCACGCUCCUAUGAACGGUAUGUACAAGAAGGCCGGGCGAAACGACAAUUGCAGGAAGAACUCGCCGAGCAACAACGACAAGAGGAACUGCAGCAAAUACGGUUUACACCGCAGGUUUCAUCCUACGCCGCCCAACGUGUUUCCCGCUCAGUUUCUGAGUAUAUUAACGCCUCGCAAGAGUGGGAAGAACGACGACAGGCACAUGUGCGAGCAGCCGCAGCGCGUUUAGAAAAUGCAGCGCGGGAACAACAGGCCUCUUCUGUGAAAGUCAAUCCAACAUCACGUCGAAUGGUUGUUGAGAUGAUGGCGCAGAAGAGACGUGUGAGUGUAGUGGAGGGCGUUCAACAACACGCGGCUGUGCGGGAAUUGCAGGAGAAGUACACACCAACCUUUCAGCCGUCCAUCACCCCUGCGGCUAAGCGGCAGAAGCGGGGAGAUAAAUACAACCGACUGUACACAAAGGGAAAAGAAAAGAAGAAGACAACAACACAACAUCCAGAGGAGAAAUAUCAACCAAAGAAACGCACAGAGGCGGCCAUACGUGAACAUGUGGAGGCGAUGCUCGCACGGGAUGCGGCAAGACGUGCAAGAGCACAAAAAAAGGCUGAAAAUAUACGCAAAGAUGAAGAAGAAAAGAUGCGAGUAGGGAAACCACAAGUGAAUCCACAUUCUGUUGAACUCGCAGAGCGCCACAGACAACGACAACGUAUAAAAGAAGAAGAAAUAGCAGCAGCAGUAGCAGCAGCUAAAGCUAAAACUAAAACUAAAUCUACCUCUGCUUCUCAGAAUAAUCCACAACAACAACAACAACAACAACAACAACAACAACGAGGAGGGGAAGAAGAAGAAGAAGUUCAUAAAAGCAACUUCAGUCCUGAGAUAAAAAUACAACAAGGGGAUCAACAACAACAACAAAAAACAAAUCCAACAAAUCGUAAGUUGGCGUAUUCUUCCUCCGGUACACGCGCUGAUAGCCGCAUGCGUUCUUCAUGUGGACCCAAACAACAACAACAGCAGCAGCAGAAACAUACAAUGACGCCGUUACUCUCUCCGGAGUUUGAGGAACGCAAUAGCCGUUUAUUGCAACAGCGGCAACAUCGUGCGGAAUCAAGACGGCGAGAGUUAGAAGAGGAAUUUACACAGACGUGUACAUUUAGGCCUCAGACAAAUCCCAUUUCACGUCGAAUGGCAAGUGCACACUAUAAUCAUAUGGAACCAAGUUUCCAUUAUAUGCGAAGACCUUCUGCUGCUAGUACUAGUGCUAAUGCUAGUGUUCCUCCUCCUUUUUGGACAUCCGAUAAUCCUGAAGAUGAUUUUGAAUGGGCUGAAUAUGUGAGACGAGCAAAGUUUUCGGUGGAGAGAUCGGAUAGUGCCUCCCGUGGUUGGAGUAAUGCCCGACAGGGCCAUGAUGAUCUUAAUUACCAUUAUGGUAAUAAUAAUACUAAUAACAAUAAAAAUAAUCGUAAUGACGAUGAUAAUAAUAACGAUGAUGGUGACAAUUUAGCGUCACAAAUCGAGAGUCUCGAAGCGAUGCUAGAGCAGUGGAAGCAACUUGAGGCGGAGUUUCGUAUCCGAUAA
Trypanosoma theileri is the source of this 1734-nucleotide messenger RNA. RefSeq lists its product as uncharacterized. The annotation marks the transcript as partial. Gene Ontology annotation, biological process: negative regulation of cell adhesion. The transcript has a single exon. NCBI's taxonomy places the organism in Eukaryota, Euglenozoa, Kinetoplastea, Trypanosomatida, Trypanosomatidae. The record is from RefSeq and is a predicted model, not a curated record. Gene Ontology annotation, cellular component: plasma membrane.